Chenopodium quinoa (quinoa) is the source of this 3090-nucleotide messenger RNA. RefSeq names its product pentatricopeptide repeat-containing protein At4g30825, chloroplastic-like. Gene Ontology annotation, molecular function: protein binding. Bases 168 to 2957 code for a protein of 929 amino acids. The transcript is spliced from 3 exons. Lineage: Eukaryota; Viridiplantae; Streptophyta; Magnoliopsida; Caryophyllales; Amaranthaceae. The record is from RefSeq and is a predicted model, not a curated record.
UCCCUUUACUUCUUUCUCUCUCUUCUUGUAAUAUAUAAUUAGGGUUCAUUUUCUCUGUGCACUUUUUUACCCAUUUAGUAUGUGUAUUGUUUGCUGAUUUGAGAAGCUCUAAUUGAUAAUUAAUUGUUGUAAUAUAAGUUUUGUUUACUGGGGUUUUUGCAAAAUUCAUGGCUUCAUUGCAUUUGUCUUUUUCUCUUGAGUUUCAUGAACCCAAAAAGAUUAAAUUUUGUCCAACUUCUGCUCAGUUAUUUGAUCGUUUACCUGUUACCCACUUCCUAAGUUCUUCAAAUGGAAGUGGGUUUGGUGUAAUUUUUGCUGUUUCUAAGUUGAAUCAUGUUAAAGCUUCUCGUUUUGAUUCGGAAUUAGUGGAUGGUUCAGUGAAUGUUGGUGAGAGUGAUGGUAAUAGUGGAACGUAUGAGGAUGAUUUAGGGAGUGAGAAUUUGAUUUCCCAGAAUUCGAAUUUGUCGCAUUUUCAUCGUAAGGCGGGUGCUAGAGAUAUAGGGAAGAGAUUUCGUGGUGGUGGAGGUGUGAGAGAAGUCCGAAAAGAGAAGCAAAGCUUGAAGAAGCUUGAUAAUGUAGGAAAACGUAAUGAGAACAAAGAUGUUUGUGGUGAACUAGAUGUUGGCAAAUAUGGUAUUAGGCCUGAAUCGAGCAUAGCCUCUUUCAAUAAGAUAUUGAAAGGCCUUGAAAGGGGUGAGGAUAGGAAAGCGUUGCUAUUUUUCGACUGGAUGAGGAGUAAUGGGAAGUUAAAAGGGAAUGUGAUUGCUUACAAUUUGGCUUUGCGGGUAUUGGGAAGGAGAGGUGAUUGGGAUGCGGCAAAUAAAUUGGUUGAGGAGAUGAGACUGGAAUCAGGGUGUGAGCUGCAAUUUCAGGUCUUUAAUACAAUCAUUUAUGCUUGUUCUAAGAAGGGGCUUGUGGAUAUUGGUGCUAAAUGGUUCCGUAUGAUGUUAGAGUAUGAUGUUGAGCCUAAUAUUGCAACUUUUGGUAUGCUUAUGAGUUUAUACCAGAAAGGUUGGAAUGUUGAGGAGGCAGAGUUUGCAUUUUCCCAAAUGCGGAGAUUAAAUAUCAGAUGUCAAUCUGCAUACUCAGCAAUGAUCACAAUUUACACCCGGUCUGGUUUGCACACCAAAGCGGAAGAGGUGAUUGACCUUCUGUUUAAGGAUGAAGUUGUAAUGAAUCUUGAGAACUGGUUGGUUAUGCUGAAUGCUUAUAGCCAACAAGGGAAGCUAAAAGAAGCCGAAGGCGUAUUGGUUUCAAUGGGUGAGGUAGGCUGUGCCCCAAGUAUCAUUGCAUACAAUUCACUGAUAACUGGGUAUGGGAAGAUAACCAAUAUGGAUGCUGCUGAACAGAUGUUCCAGAACUUACAAAAUGUAGGCCUGGAGCCUGAUGAAACAACUUACAGGUCCAUGAUUGAAGGCUGGGCUAGAUCUGGGAAUAAUGAGAAAACAAAAUGGUAUUAUAAGAGGCUGAAAGAUUUGGGAUUCACGCCAACAUCCUCUAAUCUUUACUCUUUAAUAAACUUGCAAGCUAAACACAAGGAUGACGAUGGGGCUUUUAUCAUUCUUGAUGACAUGGUGAAGUUGGGCUGCCAACCCUCCUCCAUUCUUGGCUCUCUCAUACAAGCUUAUGAAAAGAGUGAAAGGUUUGAUAGAUUGCCACAAAUUUUGAGGGGUUCUCUCUAUGAUCAUGUGCUACAUAAUCAGACAGCGUGCUCAAUUUUGGCUAUGGCUUAUGUAAAACACUCCUUGGUGGAUGAUGCUAUUAAACUUCUAAAAUAUAAGCACUGGAAGGACCUAGCUUUCGAGGACAACUUGAUCCAUUUGCUUAUUUGUUCUUGCAAGGAACUGGGCCAUCUGGAAGAUGCUGUCAAAAUAUUUACCCAUAUGCUGAAGUCUGAUGGAAGGCCAAACUUGCAUAUUUACUCGACUAUGAUUGACAUCUACAGUCUUAUGAAUCAAUUUGCUGAUGCAGACAACACUUACCAGCUAUUAAGGUCUUCAGGACUUGCUCUGGACAUGGUUGCCUAUAGUAUUGUUGUCAGGAUGUAUGUGAAAUUCGGACUUUUGGAAGAUGCUUGCUAUGUUUCGGAAGAUAUGGACAAGCAAACAAACAUCGUUCCUGAUAUUUAUUUGUUCCGCGACAUGCUCAGAGUGUACCAAAGAUGCAAUAAACAAGAUAAGCUGGCAGACUUGUACUACAAGAUCUUAAAGAGUGGGGUUAGCUGGGACCAGGAAAUGUACAAUUGUGUCAUAAAUUGCUGUGCUCAUGCUUUGCCUGUUGAUGAGCUUUCCAAGGUCUUUGAUGAGAUGAUUAAAAAAGGAUUUACCCCCAAUACUAUCACUUAUAAUGUUAUGCUUGAUGUUUAUGGGAAGUCCAAACUUUUCACAAAGGCUACGAAAGUCUUUUCGAUGGCUAAGAAACAGCAAUCGGCAGAUGUGAUAACUUACAAUACUCUUAUAGCAGCAUAUGGUCAAAGCACAAACUUAGAGAAAAUGACAAAAACUGUGCAACUGAUGCAAUUUAAUGGGUUUUCUGUAUCCCUUGAAGCUUACAAUUGUAUGUUGGCUGCUUAUGGAAAAAAGCGUCAAAUGGAUAAACUUAGAGAUGUCUUGCAAAGCAUUAAGGAAUCAAGUCACACUUCUGACCAGUACACGUACAAUAUACUGAUGAAUAUAUAUGGGGAACAACGAUGGAUUGAAGAAGUUGCUGCAGUGUUGGAAGAGCUAAAAGAAUAUGGACCGGGACCAGAUUUAUGCAGCUAUAAUACAUUGAUAAAGGCAUAUGGCAUUGCAGGGAUGAUUGAAGAUGCUGUUUCUGUGGUUAAAGAAAUGAGAGACAAUGGGGUAGAUCCUGAUAGGAUCACUUAUCUCAACUUGAUAACCGCAAUGCGCAGGAAUGAUAAGUUUCUAGAGGCUGUUAGAUGGUCAUUGUGGAUGAAGCAAAUGGGAAUGAGCUGAAGUACUUGUGAAGCAGGCAUGACAAUGUUUCUGUUAAUCUCCAACUACAGCUGCUGCUAGCUUCUUCACUGUGAUGCUGUAUGAUUGAAUGGCAAAAAGGGCAUCCAAGUGCUACUACAAAAUUUUGCGGGGU